UGACAAUAAGCGAGUAAAUAACGCCGCAGUGUGUGUUCAACUACAGAUGAUUUUUUGUUUUUGCUACCGCAAGACGUUUCGCAAUCACGAUGAAUUUCGGUGACGCGAAUAUAUUUCGGUGCAUUAUCCUAGUGUUUUGUUUCGGAUACGUACAGAAUAGGCGUAAAAUAAAACUUAGUGCUGACGCAGACUUUCGUGAUCGAAAUUCGGACAUUUAUUUGAACUCUUUGCAACUGAUAGCUAAGUACGGAUACAGGCCUGAAAGGCAUACAGUGAUAACAAACGAUGGUUAUUUAGUGAACUCCUAUAGGAUACCAAGCAGUGGACCUCCAGUGUUGUUAGUUCAUGGGAUUGGUGACAGUUCCGAUUCGUGGUUAGUGUUGGGACCAGCUAAAUCUGUGGCGUAUCAGUUAGCGGAUCUAGGAUACGACGUUUGGAUAUAUAAUGCCCGGGGGAAUAAAUAUAGCAAGGGACACAUCAAAAACCUCUCUGAAAAAGAAUAUUGGAAUUUCAGCUAUGAAGAGAUGGGGACGCAAGAUUUGCCUGCAGUGAUUGAUUAUGUACUCCAAACAACGUCUCGACGUAACCUGUCCUAUAUUGGGUUUUCUCAAGGAACGGCGAUUUUUUUCGUCAUGUGUAGCAUGAGACCUGAGUAUAACGAGAAGAUAAAUCAAGCCAUACUGCUAGCUCCGAUAGCGUGGAUAACAAACACUCAGUACCCGUUUAUGGACAUUUUAGCACAAAAUUUAGAUUUAUUGAAAACUUUUUUUGAUAGUAUCGGAGUGUAUGAUGUGUUUGCCAAUAAUGUAUUGAGUAAUCUUUAUCAUGCGAAAGUGUGUCGGGAAGGGGUGCCUGAGAAUAUAUUGUGUAAGUUGGAGUACUAUAUAAGUUAUGGCAUUAGGAAUAUAAGUAAUCUAUAUCCAGAAAAACUACCAGUGCUUGCUAGUCAUAUUCCUGCCGGAGUAUCAACGAAGACGUUUGUUCACUAUUUUCAAAGUUAUUUGAGUAAACGAUUCCAAAGAUUUGAUUAUGGAUCGAAAUUAAAUCAGGAGGUUUAUUCAUCGAUGCAGCCUCCUUCUUACGACCUAUCCUUGGUAACCGCGCCAAUUUAUAUGUUCAGUAGUGAGUCUGAUUGGUUUAGCACUCCAAUCGAUGUCGAAAGACUUACGAACCGACUGCCAAAUAUUGUUAGAAGUGUCAAGUUGAAUAAAUCUUUAGAUUUCACGCAUUUGGAGUUUGUUUAUGGUACUCGAGUCAAUGAAAUUGUUAAUGAUGAUAUUAAAAGAAUACUAAGAGGAGAUAUCUGAAUGUUUUUUUUUUGUAAUUUUAUUCAGAAUCAUGAGCUGUGAUAAUUAUUAAAUUGUACCUACUGUUGUAAUGGUUAAAAUCUUCAAGAUUUUAUCCACUGUUGUUUUUUUAUUAAUUUAGAUAGUUAUUAAUGUUAAUAAUAUUGAAUGUAUUUACCUUGGUCUAGAUGUAAACAAGUUCCUCCGAACACAGAGACCUGAAUGAUAUUGUUAAUUAGCAUGGUGCAGUUAUUGAAUGGCCUGACCUACGAUAAAGUGAUAUAAUUUUAUUAUUAUUUCAUAAAACAAUAGGCUCUAGUUUCCUGGUAUCUUCUGAGUGGUCUAACAUACUGAGUUCCACUGAGUUGUUUAAGUUAUUUAAAGCGAAUUCCUACAGUAUUGUAUUCUAUGGCCGACGCUAUUUUGUCAUAUGGAUAAAUAAAAAUAAUUAACAACAUACAUCAAUAGACAUUCUUAUAAAUAUUGAAAGAGUAGGAAAAGGGUAAAAAUACCUUUUUUGUAAAUUGACAAAUAAAAUAAACGCGUUUUGGUUUUCUGUAUGAAACCAAAGGGGUACUUUGAUAGGGAUAAAAUUGCUUAGGGGACGAAUAGGGGUAACCAAAGGAUUUGCAAUCAUUGCGAUAUUUUGAAACAGAUUAUAUUCCUAGCCGAAUUCCUAAAAGAAGGGGGCUCUCAAUUCGAACGUCGGAUGUAAGUAUAUGUACCAAAUACCUUAGUUAUGUUAGCACCCGUAACACGAGCUAAUAAAUAGCUUACCAUAGGAUUAACUGACCGUAUGUUCCCCAUAUUUAUAAAAUAAUAGUUAUCGAUACAGAUAAACAUCAUAUUCUACUAAUUUAUACUAAUGUUUUUAUUUUUACACUUCAUGCUCAGGUCAAGUCAGGUCAUUGGUAUAAACUUUAGGAUUCGAAAAUUGGUCUGAUGUACCUAUACUUCUCAAGUAGUUUAUUAAAAUAUAAAGUAAACUAUUGAUGAGACUUUGUCAUGUAGGUUUUUUUUAAAAGAAUGUGAUCUAGUGAAUAAUAAAUAAGUGUGUAGAUGCCUAAAUAUAGAACAGAUUAUAAUUUCAGCAGGAAAUGUUCAAAUUUUUCUGUUACCUAUUGAUUGUGAUAACCGUAAAAUAUUGUACCUGAGUGUAUUUCUGCAAUUAGUAAAUGUCACAAAAAUAUGUAUAGGUAGGUAUGGUGGAAUAUUUACCUAUUGUCUUUAGAACAAUAAGUUAAUAUUUGGAAUACUAACACUUAAGUGUCAUUGAUUUCAUUUGUUGGUGAUCAAUGAGCCCGGAAUAUCAAAUUUAGUGCUGUUUUGUGAUUUAUUUAUUACUAGGGAUACAUUAAUAAAUGUGUUACAAGCUUAUAAAGUUAAAAUACAAGUGAAAAUUUAUACUCAAAAUUGUGACGGGAACUAGUUUUAGCGGUGCGGUGUGUAUUAAAAUAAUGCUUUGUAACGCGGAAUUGUUUGUCGUGUGGCCAGGAACUGUAUGUGCUAAUAAAAUAAUUAAAAGUAGCUUGCUUGUAUAAUUUUAAAGUAAGUUAUUAUAUUGUAUUUUGCACUUAUUUAGGGUAAUAAAUUGUUAUUGUUGUCUAGUUUGUGUUAGUUAUAGUUUUUUUUCGGUUAUUAUUUUCUUGUACUUUUUUUGUUUAUAAAAUGGUAUAAUAUAAACACUACGUUUGUGUUUAAGGAAAGUAAUCUUUAUACCAUUCCCUAUAGGUGAUUAAGUAACAGUAUGAGUUUACGUAUGUGG
This is a messenger RNA of Helicoverpa armigera (cotton bollworm), 3051 nucleotides long. Its product is annotated as lipase 3. The record is from RefSeq and is a predicted model, not a curated record. Bases 90 to 1307 code for a protein of 405 amino acids. NCBI's taxonomy places the organism in Eukaryota, Metazoa, Arthropoda, Insecta, Lepidoptera, Noctuidae. Gene Ontology annotation, molecular function: hydrolase activity, acting on ester bonds. The transcript has a single exon.